Molecule: messenger RNA, 899 nt
Organism: Anoplophora glabripennis (Asian longhorned beetle)
Lineage: Eukaryota; Metazoa; Arthropoda; Insecta; Coleoptera; Cerambycidae
Product: farnesol dehydrogenase
Exons: 4
Coding region: 54-845 (263 amino acids)
Molecular function (GO): oxidoreductase activity
Source: RefSeq, a predicted model, not a curated record
UAUAUUUUCGAUCAUUUGUAGCAAGUGAUUCAAAUCAAGAUUACAAGAUUACAAUGGUGCUGUCUAUGGAUCGUUGGGUGGGCAAAGUGGCCGUAGUCACGGGUGCUAGUUCUGGUAUUGGGGCUGCUAUUGCAGAGGAGUUGGUGAAACAGGGAGUUAAGGUUGUCGGGUUAGCUCGAAGACUAGAUCGCAUGGAGGCAUUAGCCAAAAAACUUUCUGGAAAAAAAGGCAAACUAUACCCUUUAAAAACAGACAUAAGCAAAGAAGAAGACAUUCUAAACGCCUUCAAAUGGGUCAAGGAAAACUUAGGCCCGGUCCACAUCCUCAUCAACAACGCUGGAAUAGUUGGACAGACAAAUCUUACAGAUGGAGACACUGAGGUUUGGAAAAACAUUUUUAAUGUUAAUGUCCUCGGUUUGUGCAUAGCUACGAGGGAAGCCAUAAGAGAUAUGAAGGCGAACAACGUAAACGGACACAUAAUCCACAUCAACAGUAUCGCAGGCCACCAAGUGAUCGAUUUUCCGGGAUUAAAUGUGUAUCCUGCCAGCAAAUUCGCUGUGACUGCCCUAGCGGAAACUUUGCGAUUGGAACUCCUUAAUAUGAAGUCGAAAAUAAAAAUUACGAACCUCAGUCCAGGCCCAGUGGCUACGGAAAUAGGACAAGAUAAUAAUAUGAAGGAUUUGAUGCAAAAGUUUAUUGAUGAUAAGCAAAUGAUCGAAGCUGACAAUAUUGCUGAUGCUGUGGUCUACGCAUUGUCGACGCCACCCCACGUGCAGAUUCAGGAACUUACAGUGAGGGCUGUGAUUGAACCUAAACUUACUGAUUUCAUACCAAAGAGUACAUAAUGUAUGUGUAAGUUCGUUAUAACUAAUUGUUAAAUAAAUAUUGCUAUUAGUCUA